AUGACAGAGAACGUGGAACAACUGAGCCUAUUGUAUAUUCGUGAGAUUGUACGCCUACAUGGAAUACCCCUCUCGAUUAUAUCUGAUAGGGAUCCACGUUUCAUUUCACACUUUUGGAAAGGAUUGCAGAAGGCAUUGGGAAUAGACAUGCUGGGGAAAACGGGAUUGAUUGGGCCUGACAUAGUACGGGAUACCAUGGAGAAGGUCAAAACCAUCAGGCAAAGAAUCCAGACCUCUCAAAGCCAACAGAAGAGUUAUGCGGAUAAAAGGAACCGACCAUUAACCUUCGCAGUCGGAGAUUAUGUAUUCCUGAAGAUCAGACCAAAGAAAGGAGUCAUUAGAUUUGGGAAAAAGGGAAAGUUGUCCCCACGCUACAUUGGACCUUUUGACAUCGUGGUCAAAAUCGGGAAGGUUGCGUAUCGUCUAGUGCUGCAGCCACAGCUAGAUAGAGUACAUAACGUGUUCCACAUUUCAAUGCUCUGCAAGUAUCUCGCGUUGCCCACGCAUGUCCUCAAUUGGGAAGACCUCACAAUCGAAGAAGAUGCGACGUACAAAGAAGAACCAAUAGAAAUUCAGGACUGA
Messenger RNA from Rhododendron vialii, 582 nucleotides. RefSeq lists its product as uncharacterized. The transcript is spliced from 2 exons. Gene Ontology annotation, molecular function: nucleic acid binding. The record is from RefSeq and is a predicted model, not a curated record. Bases 1 to 582 code for a protein of 193 amino acids. Lineage: Eukaryota; Viridiplantae; Streptophyta; Magnoliopsida; Ericales; Ericaceae.